This is a messenger RNA of Solanum pennellii, 1494 nucleotides long. Its product is annotated as probable arabinosyltransferase ARAD1. Gene Ontology annotation, molecular function: glycosyltransferase activity. Lineage: Eukaryota; Viridiplantae; Streptophyta; Magnoliopsida; Solanales; Solanaceae. The transcript has 4 exons. The record is from RefSeq and is a predicted model, not a curated record. Bases 1 to 1311 code for a protein of 436 amino acids.
AUGAAAGUGAAUGAUAGAAUGAGUAAGAGUUUAGUAUGUUUAGCAGUGUUCAUUUUAUUUCUUUUUGCUUCUUUGUUCUAUACUGGAACUAUCGAUUACAGAUCAAGUUUUUCUCUGUUCGAUUCUCCGUUGAGUAAACCUAACCCCUGUUUCACUGAAGAAUCAGACAUUGGACCUCUCAAGGUUUACAUGUAUGAUCUUGAAAUGAAAUACAAUGUCGGAUUUUUGAAAGGAUCAUCGCAUUAUAAUGCUCCUCCUGUUACUAUCGACACUUUGCCUAAAUGGCCCAAGUAUACGGGUUUGAGGAAACAACAUAGUGUAGAGUAUUGGAUGUUGGCCUCAUUGUUGUCUUCAAUUGAUGAUCAAACACGAGAGGCUGUUAGGGUUUUUGAUCCUGAAUCUGCUAAUGUGUUUUUUGUCCCUUUUUUCUCUUCAUUGAGUUAUAAUACUUACUAUAGACAUGGCAAUGAUUCAGAGGUCAAAUAUGAUGAUGAAUUGCAGGCUGAAAUUGUGGACUUCUUACAAAAGUCUGAACAUUGGAAGAGGUCUGCUGGUCGGGAUCAUGUGAUUCCAAUGCAUCAUCCAAAUGCUUUCAAGCGUUACCGGGAGAAGGUGAAUGCUGCUAUUUUCAUUGUUGCAGAUUUUGGUCGUCCUCCUCCAACAGUGUCUAAUUUGAGGAAAGAUGUAGUAGCCCCAUAUGCACACGUGGUUGAAACUUUUGAAGCUGAUGAUAAUUCAGACCCAUAUGAGUCCCGCACAACGCUUCUUUUCUUCCGUGGGAGGACAGACAGAAAAGAUGAUGGAAAAGACCGUCAGCAAAUGAAAGACAUGUUGAGUGGUCAGAAGGAUGUUGUCUUUGAAGCAGCAGGAAUCUCAGGGAAAGGUGUAAAUGAAUCAACAAAUGGGAUGCGUUUGUCAAAGUUCUGUCUACACCCAGCAGGGGACACCCCAUCAUCUUGCCGCCUGUUUGAUGCAAUAGUGAGCCAUUGUGUUCCUGUAAUUGUGAGUGACAAAAUUGAGCUACCUUUUGAGGAUGAAUUAGACUAUACCAAAUUCUCGAUGUUUUUCUCACGUGAGGAGGCAAAGAAAGAAGGAUACAUGCUUGAUCAGCUGAGGAGUGUUUCAAAAGCAAGAUGGGUUGAAAUGUGGGGCUAUCUUAAGAACAUUAGCCAUCAUUUUGAGUACCAAUACCCUCCGAAAAAGGGUGAUGCUGUAAACAUGAUAUGGAGGGAGGUGAAGCACAAGCUUCCUGCUACCCAACUUGAUGUACAUAGGAACAGAAGGUUGAAAGUGCCAGAUUGGUGGAGAUAGUGUAUAAUACUGUAUGUACAUUUUGUAUACCAAUAUUGAUAGAGCAAAGAGCAGCAUCUGGAUUAUAUGAAAUAUUAUUAACAUUAGUUGAACAAUUCUGCAUUGGAGAUUGAGGGUUACUUGGUUUAUGCGACGAUAGCUUACCCAACAUUCAGCAUAUUGGUUACAAGUGCUUUGAUCAUA